Mytilus californianus (California mussel) is the source of this 1619-nucleotide messenger RNA. Its product is annotated as insulin-induced gene 2 protein-like. Gene Ontology annotation, biological process: SREBP-SCAP complex retention in endoplasmic reticulum; SREBP signaling pathway; cholesterol biosynthetic process. The record is from RefSeq and is a predicted model, not a curated record. The transcript is spliced from 6 exons. NCBI's taxonomy places the organism in Eukaryota, Metazoa, Mollusca, Bivalvia, Mytilida, Mytilidae. The coding region runs from base 132 to 737 and encodes 201 amino acids. Gene Ontology annotation, cellular component: endoplasmic reticulum; SREBP-SCAP-Insig complex.
CUAUCUCGGCAGAUACAUGAUAACAGCUGAUCAACAUCUAACAUGUUGUUGUACAUAUUUUAAUAGUAAACAAACAACAAUAGAGAGCAUUAUCAGACGCAGUCUUCAGUUUAAAGCAUAAAAUAUUUGUAAUGGCUUCCUGUACAGUAACAUUGAGAGCAACUGUGUUAUUUUUUGUUGGCACAUUUUUUUCUGUGGUGUUGAAUUUACUGCAGAAACAGCGAGGAAUACCUAAUUUUCCUAUGGAAUUUUAUAAUAGUUACCUUACAUCAGACUGGUGGGUUCACCCAGUAGUUGGUGUAGCAGCAGCAUGUAUAGGAUUGUUGUACCCUUUCUUUGACCAGAAAUUAGGAGAACCACUUGUGUAUAAAAGGGAAUGGUCAAGUGUGAUGAGAUGUGUGGCAGUAUUUGUAGGAAUCAACCAUGCUAGUGCUAGAUUAGAUUUUGCUGACAAUUUUCAACUAUCAUUGACACUGGCAGCAAUGUCUAUAGGUUUGUGGUGGUUAUUUGACAGAUCCGGCAGUGGGUUUAGCUUGGGAGUUGGCAUUGCUGUCCUGGCUACAUUUAUGACACAACUGGUUGUUUAUUCUGGAAUUUACAGGUAUACAAAAGCUGAUUUCCUGUUUGUAAGGUCAUGGGUUCCAUGUAUAUUUUUCUCAGGAGGUGUUACUUUUGGUAAUAUUGGUAGACAGCUUGCAGUGCCUGAAGAAGAAGAGGAAAAGGUGAAGAAUGAUUGACAGAAAUAAAUCAAGACUUUUAUUUGAUUAUAGAUCUGUAGACAAAAGUUUUAUUUUGUUUGUCAUAUUGCUGAAAUUACUCCAGAAUUUUAAUACAAGAACUAUAUCAGUCAUAUAAACAUACAGUGAAAAGUUUAUAUAAAUAUUGAUGUUAAAGUUAAAAGCUCAAUCUGGACAUAAAGUUCGUUGGACUGCGGCUUGGACAUUGUUGGAUGUAAUUGUAUUCAGUUUGACAUUAAAAGGAAGGCAGCAUAAACAGGACGAAUUGGCAGUCCUGUCAUGGCAUUAGGUUGGUAUUAAUUGGUGUUGCAUCAAACAUGUGCAAAUACAUUUUCUGGUCAUUUUGAAGAUACAUGUAUCAUUUGUUUUUUGGGUAAUGUUAUGGGCAAUAUCAUUGCUUAGCAGUUGAAUAUUUUACCAGGCAGAGUAAGAGUUUGUUGUGAUGUGUGACAUAAUGUGUUCAGUGUGAGUGUUAAAAGAGGAAAUGUCCUUAAAGUUAUGAUUUAUGAAUUACAUAUGUGUGUGAAAGAAUGAUUUAUUAAUGACAUAUGUGUGUGAAAGAAUGAUUUAUGAAUUACGUGUGUGUGAAAGAAUGAUUUAUGAAUUUCAUAUAUGUGUGUGACAGAAUGAAAAAUAUAAUGACAGUAUGAAAUGGAACAAGUGUUAUUGGGAAGUAUGCAUGUGUGAGAAUGGAAUUCAUGCUUUUAUGAAGUAUGCAUGUGCAAGAGAGAAACAUGGUCAAAUGUAUGAUUGAGUUUUAUGGGUCAGAACAGGGAAUGAAAGACAUUUAUCUGGUUUCUUAGAGAAACAUCAUUAUUGUUGAGUUACGAUAUGAGAGAAAAGUUUUUAAUAAAUCUAAAACAAGAAAAAAGUAUAAAUAAA